Cynara cardunculus var. scolymus (artichoke) is the source of this 1045-nucleotide messenger RNA. RefSeq names its product prosaposin. Lineage: Eukaryota; Viridiplantae; Streptophyta; Magnoliopsida; Asterales; Asteraceae. Gene Ontology annotation, biological process: lipid metabolic process. Bases 139 to 834 code for a protein of 231 amino acids. The transcript is spliced from 6 exons. The record is from RefSeq and is a predicted model, not a curated record.
GUUCCCCCUAUAUUUGAGCCACAUCCGCUUUGAUGAUUAAGAUCACAUUACUUCGAAGCAAUAACUUGGUUAACCAAUAAAUCAUCCUUCUCCUAGUGGCCUUUCGAAUCUUUAUCACCAGUUCUUGCACAAGGAAGAAUGGGUGGACGAAUUGGGCUGAUCUUUGUUUUCUUGUUGGUUGCUGGCUUGGCCUGUGAUGCUCGAGAGUUGACCACUACCUUGAGAAACAAGGUGUCUGCAGUUUCAGUUUUGCGAUCAAAGGCUGAGAAGAGAUUUGGAGUUUUAGGAAACGUUAAAAAUGACAACCUGUGCAGUUUGUGUGAAGAGUAUGCUAGUGAAGCUCUCUUUUACCUUCAACAAAACAAGACCCAGGAGGAGAUUAUCUUCAUCCUUCACGAGUCUUGCUCCAAGCUACGAUCACUGGAGGGUCAGUGCACCACUUUAGUAGAUUACUAUGCUCCUCUAUUCUUCCUUGAACUCUCUACCAUCAAACCUUCUGAUUUCUGUGGGAAGGUUAAUCUCUGCAAUGAAGUCGUUGCUUAUGCUCAAGAAUUCUCCCAAAACAGCUGCGAUGUUUGCCAUUUGGCUGUUUCAGAAGCCGUUACGUUGUUGAAAAAUCCUGAUAAUCAGUUGGAAAUCCUGGAGUUGCUCCUACAGCAAUGCAAAACAGUGGAGAAGUACAUACCAAAGUGUAAAACGUUGGUAUUCGAAUAUGCGCCUUUGAUCCUCGCAAACGCUGAACAGUUCCUUGAGAAAGAAGACAUUUGUGGAAAGCUUCAUGCAUGUGAUUCUUAUGCAUCCAUUGAAGAAGCUUCAAAAAUUUCAGAUAACUGAAAAUGGCAGAUAUGGGGGAUGAUCUCUGCUUCUGCUUCUGCUUCAAUGAAUGGGUAUUAUUGUCAUUUUCAACACAAUGUGUUAUACUCUUGUAAAUUGAUGCUGUAAACUUUACAUUCCAACUGGACAAUUACUUCAUUGUCAACCUUGUAAGUAAGCAUUGCUUUUUAUUUGUGUGCUUAUGAUAUAGUUAAAAAGACCACCUUGCCCA